UCACCGACAAAGUUUUCAAGAUGGUGCUCGAAAGUACCAUGGUCUGUGUGGAUAACAGUGAGUACAUGAGGAACGGCGAUUUCCUGCCCACCCGAUUGCAGGCCCAGCAAGAUGCUGUCAACAUCGUCUGCCACUCAAAAACGCGCAGCAACCCCGAGAACAAUGUGGGUCUCAUCACUAUGGCCAAUAACUGUGAGGUCCUGACGACUCUGACGCCUGACACUGGCAGAAUCCUCUCCAAACUACAUGCCGUUCAGCCUCGCGGCAAAAUCAGCUUCUGCACCGGCAUCCGUGUUGCACACUUGGCGCUGAAACACAGACAGGGGAAGAACCAUAAGAUGAGGAUCAUUGCCUUUGUAGGCAGCCCGGUGGAGGACAAUGAGAAAGAUCUGGUGAAACUGGCAAAGCGCUUAAAGAAAGAGAAGGUCAACGUGGAUGUGAUUAACUUUGGAGAAGAGGAGGUAAACACAGAGAAGCUAACCGCAUUUGUAAACACUCUGAAUGGGAAGGAGGGCACAGGUUCUCACCUGGUCACAGUGCCGCCAGGCCCCAGUCUGGCCGACGCUCUGCUCUCCUCGCCCAUCCUUGCAGGAGAAGGUGGAACCAUGAUGGGGCUGGGCGCCAGCGACUUCGAGUUUGGGGUGGAUCCCAGUGCCGACCCCGAGCUCGCACUGGCCCUUCGUGUGUCCAUGGAGGAGCAGAGGCAGAGGCAGGAGGAGGAAGCUCGCAGAGCAGCUGCGCAGUCGGCAGCCGAGGCAGGCAUCCCGACCCCUACUGCUGAUGAGUCAGAGGAGGCCUUGUUGAAGAUGGCAGUGUCCCAGCCUGAGUCGGGUGUGACUUCACUGCCAGACUUCAGCAGCAUGACGGAGGAUGAGCAGAUUGCCUACGCCAUGCAGAUGUCUCUGGCCGGGGGAGAGUUUGGAGAAUCAAUGGAUACUGGAGCUCCUAUGGACACUGCAGAAUCUGCUAAGGAGGAGGAUGAUUAUGAUGUAAUGCAGGACCCUGAGUUCCUCCAGAGCGUGCUGGAGAACCUGCCUGGCGUUGACCCCAACAACGAGGCUAUCCGCAACGCCAUGGGCUCUCUGGCCUCCCAGACUGGGACAAAACCUCCAGAGGGCAAGAAAGACGACGAGAAGAAGAAAUGAGAGCAGGACGCUUUACAGAGACAGAAAGACAGACACCACCUGACCUAAGAAGACAAGAGCCCUUGGAAUGCACCGAACUCUCACAAACGACCGAUAGAUCAGCCACCGAACUCUCACAAACGACCGAUAGAUCAGCCACCUAACUCACAGACGACCGAUAGAUCAGCCACCUAACUCACAGAAGACGUAGAAUUAAAAAAAAAAGAAGAAGAAGAAGAAGAAAAAUGAGGCCAAUGUAGACAGACGGAGAAACGGGACAACUUUGUGUACAAUGAGAGAACCGGACCUCAGUGACUGUAAUAUCUUUCAGAUUGGAUCACACUGACCAGACACGACUAAUACAGGGACAACGAGAGGCAAAAACAGUUGUUUCAUUAAAAGGUUGUUUGCUUCUUCUUCUUCUUCUUCUUCUUCCCCUUCAUCUGUUUCCAUCUGAAGCUGAAGAGAUGUUUAACAGACCCGUACAAAACUUGUCAACUUAACUGUUGUUUUCGUUUUAUUCUGUUUUUUUUUUUUUCUAUUGCUAUUAAAAGAGG
Molecule: messenger RNA, 1681 nt
Organism: Chanos chanos (milkfish)
Lineage: Eukaryota; Metazoa; Chordata; Actinopteri; Gonorynchiformes; Chanidae
Product: 26S proteasome non-ATPase regulatory subunit 4
Exons: 10
Coding region: 21-1145 (374 amino acids)
Biological process (GO): proteasome-mediated ubiquitin-dependent protein catabolic process
Cellular component (GO): cytosol; nucleus; proteasome regulatory particle, base subcomplex
Molecular function (GO): polyubiquitin modification-dependent protein binding
Source: RefSeq, a predicted model, not a curated record